AUGGUCUCUACUGAUGACUUGGACGACCUAGACACGGUCACAGUCUGCUCUUUUGACGACGAUACCAAUUCGACGCCUUCAGAGAAGGAUCAUGACACUACUCACGCGCACCCCUCCCCCGAGCCUGAAAGUAUCAAGCCGAAAGUGAAGAUACCAUCUCCUUCACCCUCCCGCUCCACGCUUGCAUCAACGCACCGCAUCAAGUCGUCCCCUCCUGAUCAAAAGAUUCCAGUAGACCACGCUACCGACGGAAAAAGCAGCGACAAUGACUCCUUCAACGAAGGGGAAGCUGUCUAUAAAGAGUUUAAGAAUCGCAAAUCCCGGAAACGAAAGCGAACCUCGACAGCUGUAGCAAAGAACAAAUCAAGCAAAGCCGCAGCAAAAGACACAUUCGUUGGCCGAGUACCGAGGAAGAAGGAAGUCAGAGGGUUUCGGCCUACAUAUCUUCGUGAUUACAAAGAAGAAGUGUUAUCUGAUGAUGACUUGAUGGAGGAUACCCUUCCUGACUACCUACAGAAGCGUCGGCUUCAAUUUGACCGGCGGCUGGAGCAUCUACAGGACGCUGGUCUGAAACUACCUCCAAGCUAUGACCAUGUCUACUUCUCUGAUGAUGAGCAGCUAGACUACCUUCGUAGGAAACCAGCGUUCUCUGGCAUCAAGCCUUGCGCUGAAUAUAAAGAUAUCAGCCUACCCUGUUCCCUGGGAGUAAUUCCAGCGCCCAUUGCCCAGUGGCUUCGUCCUUAUCAGGUGGAAGGUGCUGCAUUUUUGCAUCAGCUGUUUGUUUACCAGAAAGGGGGUAUCCUUGGAGACGAUAUGGGUUUGGGGAAGACAGUUCAGGUGAUUGCCUUCCUCACUGCGGCGUACGGGAAGACAGGAGACGAAAGAGACGACAAGAGGAUGAGAAAGAUGCGAAGGAGUGAAGGAGAUUUGUGGUAUCCGCGGACGCUCAUUAUCUGCCCUGGGACUUUGAUUGAAAACUGGAAGUCAGAAAUGUCCCGUUGGGGAUGGUGGCAUUUCGAUGCCUAUCAAGGGAGCAAUAAGGACCUAGUUCUUCACGCUGCAAAAUCCGGACGCGUUGAAAUAUUAAUUACAACAUACAGCACAUACCUGAAGAAUAGGGAUGCUGUGAACAUGGUUGACUGGGAUUGUGUCAUUGCAGAUGAAUGCCAUGCCAUCAAGGAGAGAAGCUCAGAGACCACAAAGGCGAUGAAUGACAUCAAUGCACUGUGCCGUAUUGGCUUGACCGGCACCGCCAUUCAAAAUAGGUACGAGGAGCUCUGGACCUUGUUAAACUGGACGAACCCGGGUAGAAUGGGUCCUGUGACGACGUGGAAGAGUCACGUCUCUGAGCCGUUGAAGAUCGGUCAGUCGCAUGAUGCUACAGUACAGCAACUAAGACGAGCCCGUGUGACAGCCAAAAAACUCGUGGAGAAUCUUCUUCCUCAGUUUUUCCUCCGGCGGAUGAAGACGUUGAUUGCCGACCAGCUUCCGAAGAAAAUCGAUCGCGUCGUUUUUUGUCCUCUUACCGAUACCCAAGCACAAGCAUAUGAGAGACUUUUAGACAGUGAUAUCAUCCAUUACAUUAAGACCUCGACCAAUAAAUGCGACUGUGGUUCCGGGAGGAAGGCCGGGUGGUGCUGCCAUCAAUAUUUACCCUCAGGCAGGCGUUGGCAAACUUACGUGUUUCCAGCUAUGCAAAUCCUGCAGAAGCUGAGCAAUCAUCUUGCUAUCCUCAUUCCACAGAGCACGGACUCGUUUGAGAAGCAGGAAAAGGACAAGGAGAUGCUGGAGAUUGCGGUGCCUGAUGAGUGGGAGAGGCUAUAUCGCACGAGAGAUUCAAUAAUCAACUAUGCUGAUGCUGAAUAUUGCGGUAAGUGGAAAGUCCUCAGGAAACUUCUGAAAUGGUGGCACGGGAAUGGGGACAAGGUUCUUGUGUUUUCGCACAGUGUCCGCCUCCUGAAGAUGUUACAGAUGCUUUUCAACCAUACAAGCUACAACGUCAGUUACCUGGAUGGAUCGAUGACCUAUGAAACCCGGGCCAAGGUUGUCGACGAGUUCAACUCCGAUCCGCGACAAUUCGUGUUUUUGAUCUCCACACGGGCUGGCGGAGUUGGGCUGAAUAUCACAUCAGCAAACAAGGUCGUAAUCGUUGAUCCUAACUGGAAUCCGUCCCACGAUCUCCAAGCCCAGGAUCGGGCGUAUCGAAUAGGCCAGACACGCAAUGUAGAGGUCUUUCGCCUCAUAUCCGCCGGUACUAUUGAAGAGAUUGUCUAUGCCCGGCAGAUCUAUAAGCAACAACAAGCGAACAUUGGAUACAACGCCAGCUCCGAGCGACGCUACUUCAAGGGCGUGCAAGAAAAGAAAGACCAGAAAGGUGAGAUUUUUGGCCUCCAGAACAUUUUCGAAUACCAAAACGACAACAUUGUGCUGCGUGAUAUCGUCAACAAGACCAAUAUCGCCGAAAGUAAAGCCGGCGUACAGGUCAUGGAUAUCGAACUGGAACUGGAAGAAGCGGGCUCCGAGGACGGUUCCUGGAGUAGAAAUCCAGACGACGAUGAUGAAGCCAUGAGCCAACUUGCCGCCAGAAUCCGAGGCGAAACAGACGACGAAGUUAUUUUUCCCCACCGGCAACAAUCCACAACUCCAUCCAAACACGACCCAAUCCAAGCUAUCCUCGCCGGCGCAGGCGUCGAAUAUACACAUCUAAACAACGAAGUUGUCGGCUCUUCUAAAGUCGAGGAACAACUAAGCCGCCAAGCUCAGCUAGCUGAGGAUGACAGCCUGGCCAACCUCCAAGUCUUCUGCGACUCGCAAGAUGAGGUCGCCGGUGCGGUUGUAGCUCCGACAUUCCAGAAAAACGGCCGACCGGUGACAUUUAAGUACCAUCCCCCGGAAGACGUGAUGAAGCGCCAGUUCUGUAGCAUGGCGAGACGGUUUGGGUUCCCGAAUGCGACGGAAUUUGCGCUUGUUGUUGAGAGCAUGACGCAGGCUGAGAGGAGGGCUUGUCUUGAUCGAUGGUAUCGCGAGAGGAGGCAGGCACUCCUUGAGUAAGCUUCUGAGGCGGGCGCCGCAGCGGGAUCGUAGUUACUCUUGGUGAGAUUGGUACUAUUCGUUUACGAGACAUGAUUGACGAGUAUCCGCUAUUAGUAUAGAACAAAAGGAAUGACUUUCCUUUACAAGUGUAUUUAAUAUAGUUGAGAAUGAUUCAUUAACAUU
This is a messenger RNA of Aspergillus nidulans FGSC A4, 3216 nucleotides long. RefSeq names its product putative DNA excision repair protein (Rad26L). The transcript is spliced from 2 exons. Gene Ontology annotation, cellular component: nucleus. The record is from RefSeq and is a predicted model, not a curated record. Gene Ontology annotation, molecular function: hydrolase activity; nucleotide binding; ATP binding. Bases 1 to 3051 code for a protein of 1016 amino acids. NCBI's taxonomy places the organism in Eukaryota, Fungi, Ascomycota, Eurotiomycetes, Eurotiales, Aspergillaceae.